UUUUUUUAAUUUUCUGCUGAACCAUUUAUGUCAUUAGGUCAUACGUCUUAUGCUAGGAUGCAAAACAUUGUAGAAAAAGCCUGAAAGGGCUCUUCCGGAGUUGCCUACAGCACGCAGAGGUUUAAACACUGGUUAUAAGACCAAACAGGAAGGGGAAAAAAAAAUAUUGAAAAUUGACGGAAAUCAGCACAGAUCCAGGGAUUUCAGCGGCGGCCCGAGCUGUCGCCCGCGGUACCGUGAGCACCCGGAGCCUCCUCCAACGCUCCCCGGCACUGGGGCAGGGCUCGGGAGCACCCCGGCUGCCAGAGUCAGCCCCGGGGAGGGCCGAAGCGGGCGGUAAGGGCGGCUCUGAGGGGAGGAGCGGGAGGACGGCAGCCCGCCAGCGGCGGACCCGUCCCCGCCUGAGGCGCGGUGGCUGCGUCCCGCUCGCGUUCCCGGGAAAGGACACGGCAUGGGCCGCUCCCACUGCCGGCCGCGACGGGGGAGGCAGAAGGAGACCGGCGGCUCCGAGGGGCUGGUCCCGGUCCCGGUGCCGCCUCACUCCGCGCCGGGUACACCGCGCGGCUCGGUGCGGUCACGUCCCCGUGUGGGCGGGCUCGGCCUCCUCGGCGCCGCCCGGCCGGCCCCCGGCGGUGUCCCCCGCGCAGGGAAUGGUUUGUCCCUGCCUCCCAGCCCUACGCUCCCGCUCCUCCUCCCGCUAGUGCCCGGCUCGGCGGGCGGCGGAGCGGGUGUUGUUGCCUGGGGGGCUCCGCCGCACCUCACCUCGCCGCACCGCCCCUCACAUCACUGCGCCGACCGUGAGGCGCCCCCCGAGAGGAGCGCGGUGCCGGGGCCGCCUCGCCAGGGCUGACUCUUCUGACGGCCUCAGCAAUGCAACACUAGCAGUAUCUGCCUAGGUCCCUGUCCAUGUGUGACCCUGUGCCUCUCUAGCAAGUGUGCCUGACCUCUGCUGUCCCUGGAAGAUAAAAGUUUCUGUUUCCUCGAUUCCCUGGUCUCUGCACUUGGUGUUUUUGUGCACGUGUGUUGACUUCUGGCUCUUUGUAGGACAGGACUGUGUGCAAUGUAGCUCUCCUGCUGGUGCUCUUACACCUUGCCAGGCAACUGUAAAGAACUAAUAUUUGCUACAACCAGAGACUGAAAUGGUCUGAAUAGAGCGUUAAGUAACUUGGCUUUGACAGCUCCAUCAUUUCCUCAGAACUUGGAACAGAAUUUGAGCUCUACUUCUACACUAUCUUAGAUUAUAAUGCCAUCCUUGCCUAAUGAGGGAGACAACCUUGGAACUGCUCCUGUGACUUUGCGAUCGGAACUACCCUAUCAAAGCCCUAUUAAAAGAAAGGUCAGAAAGAAGAAGAAUGGAGUCAUCACUGCAAAUGUUGCUGGCACAAAAUAUGAAAUUGUACGUGUGGUAAUACGAGAAAUGGGAUUUGUGAAAACACGUGAUGAAGAUGAAACAGCUAAUCUUAUAUGGAGUGAUUCUGCUGUGCAACAAGAAAAGAUUGCUGAACUUCGGAACUAUCAGAGAAUCAACCAUUUUCCAGGAAUGGGAGAGAUCUGCAGAAAGGAUUUUCUGGCAAGAAACAUGACUAAAAUGAUCAAGUGUCAGCCUCAGGAGUAUACUUUUAUUCCUCGAACAUGGAUCUUCCCUGCAGAGUACACGCAGUUUCAGAACUAUGUAAAAGAACUGAAGAAGAAGCGUCGACAGAAAACAUUUAUAGUCAAACCAGCUAAUGGUGCAAUGGGGCAUGGGAUCUCUUUAAUAAGAAAUGGAGAAAAGUUACAAGCUCAGGAUCACUUGAUUGUUCAGGAAUAUCUUGACAAACCAUUUCUUAUGGAAGGCUACAAGUUUGAUUUACGUGUAUAUAUUCUUGUAACCUCCUGCGAUCCAUUAAAAGUGUUUUUAUAUCAUGAUGGACUGGUGAGAAUGGGCACAGAAAAGUACCAUCCCCCCAGUGACUCAAAUUUGAGCCAAUUGUAUAUGCAUCUGACUAACUACUCUGUGAAUAAACAUAAUGAACAUUUUGGACGGGAUGAAACAGAAGACAAAGGAAGUAAACGCUCCAUAAAAUGGUUUACUGAGUUUCUAGAAACAAAUAAUCUUGAUGUCUCCAAAUUCUGGAAUGAUAUUUCAGAGUUAGUAGUGAAGACUCUCAUAGUUGCAGAGCCACAUGUUCUUCAUGCUUAUCGCAUGUGCAGGCCAGGGCAAGCACCAGGAAGUGACAGUGUCUGCUUUGAAGUCCUGGGAUUUGAUAUUCUGCUGGACAGAAAACUAAAACCAUGGCUCCUAGAGAUUAAUCGUGCUCCAAGCUUUGGAACUGAUCAAAAAAUAGACUACGAUGUAAAAAAGGGUGUUCUUCUAAAUGCAUUAAAGCUCCUCAACAUACGGACAAGUGAUAAAAGGAGAAACUUAGCCCAACAGAAAGCUGAAGCUCAAAAAAGACUGUAUGGUCAAGGCUCAAUGAAAAAACUGUUGCCAGGUUCCUCAGAUUGGGAAAAGCAGCGCCACACACUGGAAAGGAGAAAAGAAGAACUGAAGGAAAGACUUGCACAAGUCCGUAAACAGAUUUCCAAAGAAGAGCAUGAAAAUAGGCACAUGGGGAACUACAGGCGAAUUUACCCUCCUGAUGAUAAAACAUUACUUGAAAAGUAUGAGAGUUUGUUAGCCACUGCUUUCCAGACAUUUCUUGCUGGGAGAGCAGCUUCACUUCAGCGGGAAAUGAAUAACCCUUUAACAAGAAUGAAGGAGGAGGACAUUUUGGAUCUUCUGGAGCAAUGUGAAAUAGAUGAUGAAAAACUAAUGGGAAAAUGUACCAGGCAGCGAGGACCUAAGCCCUUGUAUUCUAUGCCAGAAAGUGCACAGCCCUUAAGAAAACUUAAGAACUACAAUAGUGAUAGCAGCUGUGAUAGUGGUAGCAGUAUGUCAGAGUCUGGAGAAGAAACUGAAAAGGAAGAUCAUAAUGAAAAAAAAGAGAAAAAAGUAUCAUAUGAUCUUGAAGAAAAUAAAUAUAAAUCCUUGGAACGAUCAGGUAGAAUGAACUGGAAACCUUCAAUUAAAAAUAUAAAAUCUCCAUCAUAUUCACCCUCCACAUCAUCUGCAGGUCCAAUAAGGCGUUCUGUAAGCUGCCCUCGUUCAAUAUCGAAUAUGCAGUCACAUGAGCAACGUCCCUUCUCGGCCAAAGCAUCUCUGCAAAUCCAGCGUGCAUCCUCAGUGAAUAGGUCUCGUUCUUUAAAUUGCAGCCCAUCUUCAUCCAGAGUCUCUCAGACAUCCAGCCUGGGAACUAUGAAUUCUUCGGGGAAUGAGUCUUUGCUGCAACAGAAAACGAAAGAGCAAGAAGUUGCUCUGACAAAAGAGACUCUGCUCAUUUUCAAUGACAUGAGAAUGAAGUUCCCAGGCAAAACAGAUGAAGAAUCAGAAUUAAUUAUAGAAGAUAUAAUGGAUAAUUGGAAGCAUCAUAAAACAAAAGUGGCAUCAUAUUGGUUGGUAAAACUGGAUUCUGUAAAGCAACGAAAACUUUUGGAUAUAGUCAAGACAAGCGUUCGUGCAGUCCUCCAGCAUGUCUGGAAGGCUCCAGACAUUGAAAACUUACAUCUGUACCGUCUCCUUAACCGUGUAUUUAAUCGCUUACUUUGGAGCCAUGGUCAAGGCCUGUGGAACUGUUUCUGUAAUUCAGGGAGCUCUUGGGAAACCAUAUUCAGUAAAAGUGCGGAGGUGGUGACUCCUGAGCAACUCCAGUGUUGCCAACGGAUAGUACAGCUUUGUAAACACUGCCUACUAGUGGUUUACAAAUAUUCAUCUGGCUCCAGAGGAUCAUUGACUGGAAUUAGCCCCAGCUGGGAUGAUACAAGGUGUUUGUUGCCAGGACCUUCACAGUUCAUCACGAACAACCUUAGCUGCAGUUCAUCUGGAAUGCCUCGCCCUAACAUUUUGUUCACACACAGAUAUAGUCACCUGUGAAGCAAAAGAAAAGUUACUUUUCUUUGUAAAUAAUGGCACUCCAUUUUUUUUUUUUCAAAUUAUAAUUUGUCAUGGAGCUAAAUGCAAGCACUGUUAUCAUAAUAUGGUAGUUAAUAUAUAACAUUUAGCUGAAAACCUACUGUAAAAGCAUAGCUUUUCUGGAAGCAUAAUAAACCUUGUUAAGCUGUUUACACACAUUUGAAUGUGUAGAUCUUGCUAGGUUUAUAAGUAAUUCCUACUAGAAAUGUUAUUUUUGCUGCAGAACAUAGAAAUGAAAUUGAUCUUGAAGAUCCUAUUACAGUGUUACAUUAUUUUGUAUGUACAAUACUUUGACUUGAAUAUUAUUUAUUGUAAAGUAUACUAUUUAUUGUCUCAAAUGUAAUUGAUGCUUUAACUAGACAGAUGAUUAAAAAAAAUGUAGUAGAACAGUAAAAAUGUAAUAAUUAUUAAAAAUAAUCUGAUAAUUUCUUGGACAUGUUUAAAAUAAUCUCCCAAACUCUGUAAGCCAAACCUGAAACAGAUAUCUUUUUUCAUUUCUCCCCUGAAAUUACGGGUCCUGCUUAGUGCUUUUACUUUUCUUAAAGGACAUGGCAUAGUAUCUUUUAGUCAAAGUGAAGGCAUUCUUUAUGCAAAUAGUAAAAAUAUCAGUUCAUGCAUUCAGUUUCUAAUUGGAUUUUUGUAAUAAAACAGAAGCCAGUAUUUGUUAACUAGCUUUCAUUCACAUUACCUAUGGCCUGUGCCUUUAAGUUUCCUUUGGGAGCAAGCAGUCACCUACAACUUGUGCAAGCAUGCAUAGUGGAUAGGUUUUCUGUUUUACUACACAAGUGGUAAAGCAGACAUUUUUAGGAAAUACUGCAGCUAUAAUUUAUUAUUUCAACCUUAUACUAAUUGGUUUGCUGUAGUUUUUAGCAUACAAUCCAGUACAUACUGUAGAAUGUGUUGUUUAACUAGACAGUAUUUUCUAGACUUGUUGACACCUUUAAAUGUUGGAAAUAUAAUUCAGUAGAAAGCUCUCAUUCAGAUUCAGCUUCCUCGGCCUGGCUGAAGGGCACAAAAAGAAACUGAGCCAGAACAGGACCACAAUUAACAGGACUUGUAACCUGAAAGCAUCAUUCAGGUUUUCUACAUAUACCCUUUCAUCUCAUUCAGCAUUGCGCCAUAUAAGCCUUAUUCAUUAUAUAAAUAAUUAUUUAAAAAAAAAAAAACCAAACAGCUAAUCUAGAUUUAAUUUUUUUUUUUUUUAACUGAGUAAAGAACAGAGUAGUAGGUAUUUACCAAAGACUUGUUUACUUUCUAAUAAUGUAACCUGGAAACUUGUUUGUAAAUUACUAAUGUAUUUUAGGUAUACGUUAAAAAAUAAUUUAGGGGGGUUAAUUGACCUCAGGAGAAGUAUAUUAGAGGUUUUUGAUAUCCAGAAAUUUAUGAGAAAUUUAUGAGAAAUUUAAGAGACUUAAGAGAUUUGAGACUGAAGUUGUUUGGAAUUUAAUUUUUUAAAAUCUUAGUCAUAGUAUAUAUAUCAAAUUGGGAAUUCUGGUGAGAUUUUUGAUGCCUGUGCUGUAGUGCCUCAGCUCUAGAACUGCAAGAUACAAGAUAGCAAGACUAUUUGUAAACAAUUAAAAAAAAGACAAAACAACAACACAAAACAUAGAUUAGCCAGAUAUAAGCAGUCUUCUAGUCCAGUAAAAAUCUUUUUCAUUCUCAUGGUAAUACUAAUUUAGUAAUACAGUAUGUUCACAUUAAUUGUGUAUAUUUCCUUUGAUCCAUAUUGAAAAAGCAUAUUAUGAUUAUCUGUAACACCUAAUAAAAACUGUAAAUCCUC
Messenger RNA from Cygnus olor (mute swan), 5771 nucleotides. It is a transcript of the gene TTLL7, whose product is annotated as tubulin tyrosine ligase like 7. Gene Ontology annotation, molecular function: tubulin binding; tubulin-glutamic acid ligase activity. Gene Ontology annotation, biological process: microtubule cytoskeleton organization; protein polyglutamylation. The coding region runs from base 1244 to 3952 and encodes 902 amino acids. Gene Ontology annotation, cellular component: cilium. Lineage: Eukaryota; Metazoa; Chordata; Aves; Anseriformes; Anatidae. The transcript is spliced from 23 exons. The record is from RefSeq and is a predicted model, not a curated record.